AUGUGGCGACUGACGAUGCACGCUGGCCCCUAUAAAUGGCGAGGACCCUUAGAGACAGAAAGAAUCUUCCCUUGGUCGGAUUUCGACUCGGGUACUCCAGCGAAGAUCGGCAACGAGGAGCUGACGGUCGUGCAAGGCUCUGACCCCGACCACCCUAUUUGGUCUUACCUCAUUUUCGCGAUUCGCAGCAGGUGUCUAGUUACAGGCCUUCUUAUAUCUCUCCGUAUUACAUUACUCCAUCCUCGCUUUGUAUCUCACCGACGACCGUACUCGCCAUAUACAGCCUACGUACGGCAAAGAUGGCCAAGCAUUGAUAUCUCAUUUCGUUCCCGGCUCUGGUUUAUGCACGUGUGGGAUGUUUAGUGCUGUACCUUGCUAUGCCGUGUUUCUUGAAACAAAGUGUUGUUUACGUUUUAAAACUUUAACUAGC
Messenger RNA from Nezara viridula (southern green stink bug), 430 nucleotides. NCBI's taxonomy places the organism in Eukaryota, Metazoa, Arthropoda, Insecta, Hemiptera, Pentatomidae. The record is from the annotation of a GenBank genome assembly.